Messenger RNA from Caenorhabditis remanei, 456 nucleotides. RefSeq lists its product as uncharacterized. The transcript is spliced from 2 exons. Bases 1 to 456 code for a protein of 151 amino acids. Lineage: Eukaryota; Metazoa; Nematoda; Chromadorea; Rhabditida; Rhabditidae. Gene Ontology annotation, biological process: mRNA splicing, via spliceosome. The record is from RefSeq and is a predicted model, not a curated record. Gene Ontology annotation, cellular component: catalytic step 2 spliceosome; U4 snRNP; U1 snRNP. Gene Ontology annotation, molecular function: RNA binding.
AUGAUGGCUCAUCUCAACUACCGAAUGAAGAUAAUUCUUCAAGACGGUAGAACGUUCGUUGGUUUCUUCAAGGCCUUUGACAAGCACAUGAACAUUUUGCUCGCAGAGUGCGAGGAGCACAGACAGAUCAAACCAAAGGCCGGCAAAAAAGCAGACGGAGAAGAGAAACGAAUUCUCGGUUUGGUGCUUCUCCGCGGGGAACACAUCGUCUCAAUGACUGUCGAUGGACCACCACCGAGAGAUGACGACUCUGUGAGGCUCGCGAAGGCUGGAGGAGCAGGCGGACCCGGACAAGCCAAACCAGGAGGCCGUGGAAUGCCAGCGAUGCCAGGAAUGCAAGGAAUGCCACCAGGACCACCAGGUGGACUCUCUGGAGCUAUGCGUGGACACGGUGGACCUGGCAUGGCAUCGAUGCAGCCAGGAUACGGAGCCCCACCCGGAGGACGUCCAUAUUAA